This is a messenger RNA of Umbelopsis ramanniana AG, 2897 nucleotides long. RefSeq lists its product as uncharacterized. Gene Ontology annotation, cellular component: mitochondrial matrix; mitochondrion; cytoplasm. Gene Ontology annotation, molecular function: N-acetyl-gamma-glutamyl-phosphate reductase (NADP+) activity; arginine binding; acetylglutamate kinase activity. Gene Ontology annotation, biological process: L-arginine biosynthetic process. Bases 288 to 2828 code for a protein of 846 amino acids. The transcript has 5 exons. Lineage: Eukaryota; Fungi; Mucoromycota; Umbelopsidomycetes; Umbelopsidales; Umbelopsidaceae. The record is from RefSeq and is a predicted model, not a curated record.
UUGCCAAUCGCUUUAGCUGACUAUGAAAAAUAGAUUUAGCAAGAGACGAAAUGAGUCACCUUGUAACUUGUUUUCAUCACCGCUCGUUUCAGACUGAUAUGAAGUGGGAUAUUAGUUGAUGACGGCUCAAAAUCAGCGAUGCAGCUACGAUGUGGAAAUAUAAAAUGAAGGAUGGUGUGGUGACAAUAUACCGACAUCACAGGUACCUGUAGCUUAGAUGUCAAGGUAGUUAUGAUUGCAAGAGUGAGGGGCGAGGCAUUUGCGGUGUCUGAAAGUUUUUUUUUUGCAUGGGUCAAAAGCCGAAAAUCUCGGCUCUUUCUUUCAUUUCUUUAUUCACUCUCAUGCUAUCCCGGUUGAAGACAGGUAGUGUGGCUACCAGAAGCCUUGCCUCAACUGGCCGUUUCUUGUUGAGACCCACCAUGGCUCGAUCUUUGCCUGCACAGCAUAAGAUCAUUCGGUCCUACGGUCAAGACCAGUCGUCCACAGCUGAAAAGGAAACCAUUGCGAAGUUGUUGUACAACAUUGGCUCUCGAAAGGAGGUAGAGCAAUACCUCCGCCACUUUUCUUCUGUCGAGUCCCAAAAGUUUGCUGUCAUUAAGGUUGGAGGAGCAGUGUUGACGGAUGAGCUGGAUACACUAGCGUCUGCCUUGACAUUCUUGAACCGAGUUGGUUUGUAUCCUAUUGUAUUGCAUGGCGCAGGUCCUCAACUCAACCGACUGUUGGAAGAUGCAAAUGUUGAGCCCCAAUACAACGAAGGUAUUCGUAUCACCGACGCAAAGACUCUGGAGAUUGCUCGCAAAGUGUUCCAACAGGAAAAUCUCAAACUUGUUGAAGCGUUGGAGCGUCAUGGCACUCGUGCAAGACCCAUUCCAAGUGGCGUCUUUGUAGCUGAUUAUCUUGAUCGCGAAAAAUAUGGCUAUGUUGGCAAGAUCAAAUCUGUCAACAAGAGUGGCAUCGAAUCCGCUAUUCGUGCUGGUACACUGCCUAUCUUGACCUCGUUGGCCGAAACUCCCGAUGGUCAAAUCCUCAAUGUCAACGCUGAUGUAGCUGCUGCUGAGUUAGCCACUGUUCUUGAACCUCUGAAGAUUGUGUUUUUGAACGAGAAGAACGGCUUGUAUCACGGCGUUACUGGCAAGAAAAUUGAUGUGAUAAAUCUCGAUGAGGAAUACGAAGAUUUGCUCAAGGAACCCUGGGUCAAGUAUGGCACCAAGCUCAAGAUCAAGGAAUGCAAAGAAUUACUCGAUCGUCUUCCUCGAUCUUCUUCCGUUGCCAUCAUUUCCGCUGGUCAUUUGCACAAGGAAUUGUUCACCGACUCCGGUGCUGGAACCUUGAUUCGCCGCGGCCACAAGCUCUUCAAGUAUGAUGCUCUCGACAAGAUCGAUCCUGAUAAGCUUCGCCAUAUUCUCGAGGCUGAGGAUCCUGCCAUCAAGUCUGGUCAAACUUCGGUUGCUAGCUACUUGCGUGACUUGCAGCAAAAGAAAGUCAACGUCUACAUGGACGAGCCUGGUCAAGUUUUGGCGGUUGUUACCCAGGACCCCACAGUGGCCGAUGCUCCUGCUGUUUUGGAGAAGUUUGUGACCAACAAGACCGCUGCUUUGAACAACGUUCCUGAUAAUCUUUGGACCAACAUCAAAAAGGACCACCCUGCGUUGACUUGGGAAAUUACCAAGGAAGAGGAGGAUGGUAACUUGGACAAGUCAUGGCACUUUGAACGGGCAGAGGGUUCGCUGCGCAACCCCCACACUGGCAAGACCUUGUUCUUUUAUGGCAUUGAAGGUGCUGAUAAGGUCAAGAAGACCUUUGAUGGGUUCAGCGGUCGUCGUCAAUUCAGCACUUAUGCUCAACAACGUCGCGGCUACUCCACUCAGUCUCGCAAAAAUGUCGGUUUGAUUGGUGCUCGUGGAUAUACCGGCCGUGAAUUGAUCAAUUUGAUUGACAGCCACCCUCACUUGAACUUAACCCAUGUCAGCUCUCGUGAAUUGGAAGGAAAGCCUCUCGAAGGGUACAACAAGGAGAAAUUGACCUAUGUCAACCUUAAGCCUCAAGAUCUUAAGGAUCACGAUGAGGUGGAUGCUUGGAUUUUGGCCUUGCCCAACGGUGUUUGCCAUCCUUUUGUGCACCAAAUUGAGCAGGAUGUCAAGGAUGGAAAGUUGCAAGACAAGAGUUUGAUCGAUCUCAGUGCUGAUUACCGAUUUGAGGAGAGCUGGACUUAUGGUCUUCCAGAAUUCAACAGAGAAAAGCUUGCAGGAGCGACCCGUAUCUCUAACCCAGGAUGCUAUGCUACCGGUGCUCAAAUGUCUAUCAAGCCAUUGUUGCCCUUUAUUCAAUCUCCCCCUACUGUUUUCGGUGUCUCCGGAUACUCUGGUGCAGGUACCAAGCCCAGCAACAAGAACGAUCCCGCUUUCUUGAAGGAUAAUAUCAUUCCUUACGCACUCACCGGCCACAUCCACGAAAGAGAGGUGUCAUACCAGCUCGGUACCCCAAUCCACUUUACACCUCAUGUCGCUCCAUGGUUCCAAGGCAUUGCUUUGACGGUUAACAUUCCUCUCAACAAGAGUAUGAGCAGCCGUGAUGUCAAGGAUUUGUUCAGUGAAUUUUAUCAGAAUGAAAAGUUGGUCAAGAUUAUCGAAGGUGAACCUCCACUUGUUCGUGACAUUGCCGGUAAACACAAUGUCAGUAUUGGAGGAUUUGGUGUCCAAGCUGAUGGCAAGCGUGCUGUCAUCGUUACCACCAUCGACAAUCUGCUCAAGGGUGCUGCUACCCAAGCUUUGCAGAACCUGAACCUUUCUCUUGGCUUUGACGAGUACGCAGGUAUUCCUAGUCAAUAAAAUAAGCGUAUUGACUGUUCGUUUUUUUAUUCCAUAGAGCAUAUAUCGUAUUGUCUUCAUUCAUGUACA